CGCCCGUGUGCGGGUUUGUUGACGGUACUACAAUAACUUUAUUGUAAUAUUGUAGCUAAUAUUACAAUAUUGAAUUUGAUGAAGUUAUAAUAUUGUAAUUGUAGCUAAUAUUACAAUAUUGAAAUUGUGUUGUGUUGUGUUGUGGAAUUUUGUGUUCCCUGGAUUACUUUGUAUUAAGAAUAGUAAUAUUUUAGAAGACGAAAUGUCGCUGAAGAUGGAGAGUCUCCAAGUCCGUGAUGUGGUGAAGAUUUUCGAGCAUUGGAACAUGAGAGAGUAUAUCUCUUACAUCAGAGAGAACAGAAUAGACGGGAGAAAAAUUGUGGAUCUUUCCAGGGACUCGCUUGAGAAAUGUCCCGACGGCGUUGAAAGAUUUAUGACAUUCGUCGAAGAUAUGAAACGGGAUCCGAAAUAUUUGAAUUUCAUCAGAAACGAGGUAGUAAUUAAGGAGACAAAUCUGAUACAGGGGAGUCAGUACCAGACUGUAAGCGUAAGAAAGAUAAGCCAAGAUAACUCGAAUUUGAACACAGUGGAGGAGAUUUUGAAGAGGAUAACGAUACCAAAGAGAUUUCUGUACAGAAACCAGCAGAAGAGAACAGAGAAGGCGAUGACGUCAUACGUGCCGAUGGACAAGAACCCACAGAGGAAGAAAUUCUUCCGUCUAAGCAUAUACGACUAUCCAAUAUUCGAUAAUAGACCGAAACCAAAACCAGACGACGCUGAUAGAGGUUACUAUUGCAUAAACACAAAAACGGAAGCAAACAAAACAUACAAGAAAGUAGAUUUGAAGCCCAAAUACAAGUCGCUACCGAUGGCCAAAGAUGAUUUCGAUGAACGAAUAAGCGACGACCAUUUUUACGAGGAUCUAUGCUAUAAUGAUAUGUACGAGAAGAAAGUGCCUACACAAGAGAAGCCACGCUUAGCGAAGAUACAGGAGUUGUUUCAAUCCUUCAAAUUCCCGUUCUUUAAGAAAGCCGAAGUAGUAGAAGAGAAAGAAAAAGAGAAAGUUACAGAAGAAGAAUCAAAUGUGUAUGAAAAUGAAAUUGUGGAGACUCCGGCGGAUGCGAUGUACGAUUCUGUGCAUCCAGCUACUGAUGUUGAUGUUCCUGAGAAGAGUGACAAGUCAGACCUGAAGGUGGAGGAAUACUUGGAGCCUGUGGUGGUGAACAGGGAUUACUGCGACGUCAGCCUCAAGCAGAAGGACGACUCCCUCCUCAGCUACAUCAUGAGCUACUUCGAGACGCGCUUUGGGAGACGAGAAACACACGAGACAGCCCUAUCGGAGUCAGAAGAACCAGUUCCGGAUUCGAAAUGGGAGCGGAAGUCCAACAUGGCGGCUCGGCCGCUUCCGGUGCCCGUGGAGAACGAGAGCUUCUACAUGAACGUGGACCGGCGGGAAGCGGAGGACCUGCUGUUGGGCCAGCCAGAUGGCGCUUUCAUACUACGACCCUCCAGCCAGCCCAACCACGCCUAUACCCUAAGUGUCGCGUGCUCCAACAGCGUCCACAACGUGGGCAUUCGCCGGCGGGCUGACGGCAGACUGGCGCUGGGCUUCAGCCGCCGCGGGGAGAGGAGUUUCCCCAGCGUCGCCGCGCUGCUGCAGCAUCACAGGAAAAGGCGGCUACUGUUGGUAGCCGGUGGCGACCUCAUCGGAGCUACAAUCCUCAACGAUACUCCGCAAUACUACCAGACACCGAAGAGUCUGCCCAUAGCGCCAAAAGAUCCCACACAUCCCAACUAAGAGGGCUUACAUACGAAGGGUACUUUUCGACGGCACGCGUCGGCGGCAGACGACUGCAGCCGUCGACAAGUG
Molecule: messenger RNA, 1810 nt
Organism: Aricia agestis (brown argus)
Lineage: Eukaryota; Metazoa; Arthropoda; Insecta; Lepidoptera; Lycaenidae
Exons: 7
Coding region: 203-1738 (511 amino acids)
Biological process (GO): cell surface receptor protein tyrosine kinase signaling pathway; intracellular signal transduction
Source: RefSeq, a predicted model, not a curated record